AUGCCAGACCCGCCGGUAGCCACUAUGGAGCUGGGACGAGGCGUCUCCUCCGUGGUCAGGGAAGGUGAAGACGUCUACUUUAACUGUAAUGUUGACUCGAACCCUCCAACCUACAAGAUCUCCUGGUUCAGGAUGGACGAAGCCAUCGUUCACUCACCAGAGGACGGGAUCCUGAUCAGCGGCAACAGUUUGGCAAUUCGAGGAGUAACGCGUCAUCAGGCGGGGCCUUACAUGUGCUCAGCUUCCAAUGUCGAGGGAGAUGCUCACAGUCCACCGCUGAACCUCUCAGUUAAUUUAAAUAGUUCCUGCAAGGUUAUUGCUGUCUUCACUGCAAUAUGGUCGCUUAGAAAACGAGUGGCACUGUCUAUUGACAGCUUCGUCUUUCAGAUCUUCGUUAAGUUGAAUUCGGCGGCUGUGUAUGAGUCGUUGGUGACGAAAUUCCAGCAUGUGAGUCUAGAUGCAACCCCGGCUGUAAGAGUGCGUCUCAUAGACGUCUCUCGCCAUUAUACGUGGGUGAAGUUGCGCAACGUCCCCGUCGAGGCUGACGAGGCUGACAUAAGGAACAUGUUUGAGGCGUAUGGUACGGUGCAUCUGGCAACCCAAGGCAAGUGGGCGGCAGGUGUAUACAUGGGCCGUCCGGAGGGUACAUUUUCCCUCAAAAUGACUCUGAGGCAUCCGAUCCCGUCUUACGUUGUGAUGAAAGAGUUCCGGACCCAGAUUCUUGUGUCUUAUGCUGGGCAGCGACGUACGUGCAGGCUGUGUGGGGAGUACGAUCACAUGGCGGCAACGUGUGUGCAACAGAGGGGGAUGGUGCAGACUGGUGGAGCACCAGUUAUAGGUGUGGAUGCCGUCGUGGAGAGUCCCACGGGCAAACGAGGAGGUGGCCGAAACAUUAAUAUCCCUGAAAUAACUUCCCAGCUACUCUCUUCCUCUCUUCCUCUGUCUUUUUCUCUGUCUGUCUGUCUAUCUGUCUGUCUGCCUGUCUCUCUCUCUCUCUCUCUCUCUCUCACUCUCAUCACUACCUUUACCAAAAUAUUCACUACACUUGCAGAUGGUGGGAGUGUGGUACAGUUCGUGGCGAGGACCCAUCAAGACUACGGUACUCUUCAGUGCUGGGCCCAGAACCUGGUAGGCAGAAUGGUUCACCCAUGUCUUUUCCACGUGGUGCCAGCAGGUCGGCCUGAACACCCGGUGGGGUGUUUAGUCAUCAACAAAACUAAGAUUGUAAUGGAAGGGCCGUCUGUCAAUAAGAUUGUGAUGGAAGGGCCGUCUCUCAAUAAGAUUGUGAUGGAAGAGCCGUCUCUCAAUAAGACUGUGAUGGAAGGGCCGUCUGUCAAUAAGAUUGUGAUGGAAGGGCCGUCUGUCUUUGAGGCAGUCACAGGUCGGAGUCAGGUCAACGUCACCUCCAAAUGGCCAAACUUUACCCUGGAAGGCUUGACUCCUGGUCUUGAUUACAUCAUACAAGUUGUCGCCAGGAACGUACUUGGCAGCUCCGACCCUGUGAAGCUGGAAGCAUUUACGUACAAAAUGGCUGAGAACCGAAUGCGUGACGAACAGGUAGAAGAAGGUGGUGAAGCCGGGCCAAUAGCCAGAGCGGUGUUGGUGGGCGUAGUGGUAUUGGUGGCGUUGAUGGUGGGGUUGGCGGGGAUGCGCUGUGUGUGGAGCAGAAGGAAUCACCACCACCCUCACCAACACUCCAGCAGAAGCACAAGGGAAUAUGCUUCAACGCACCCGCCUGAGGGAGGGAUGUCAGAUAUGACACAGACAGUAACGACAAUCUGAAACUGGUUGAAUGUCCCAGUGAAAUAAUCCGACGCUUGGGAAGUCUACUUUAGCAGCCUCUGUCGCCUCCAUCUCUGCUACUAAGCGUCGCCGAUACCCGCAUUUCUGAGACCUAUUUGAGACCGUAUAUUACUCUCAAGAUGUCACCGCUCACGGAGGAGAGGUCCACCCAUGUCCACCAGUCUGUGGCCAACACGACGUUCUGCCAGGUGAAGCCUUUCUC
Cherax quadricarinatus is the source of this 2005-nucleotide messenger RNA. NCBI's taxonomy places the organism in Eukaryota, Metazoa, Arthropoda, Malacostraca, Decapoda, Parastacidae. The record is from RefSeq and is a predicted model, not a curated record.